Molecule: messenger RNA, 1098 nt
Organism: Dovyalis caffra
Lineage: Eukaryota; Viridiplantae; Streptophyta; Magnoliopsida; Malpighiales; Salicaceae
Source: the annotation of a GenBank genome assembly
AUGACCAAGUCCUGCACAAAAGUCUGUGUUACAGGAGGCUCUGGAUAUGUCGGCUCCUGGCUCGUCAAGAACCUGUUAGAGAAAGGCUACACUAUCCAUGCAACAUUGAGAAACUUGGAGGACAAAUCCAAAGUAGGCUUACUCAAGUCCCUACCAAACGCAGACACCAAUUUAGUACUGUUCCAAGCUGAUAUAUACAAUCCCGAUGAGUUUGAUGACGCAAUUCAAGGGUGUGAAUUUGUUUUUCAUGUUGCCACUCCAAUGCAACAUUACCCCGAAAGCUCUCAGUACAAGGAUGUAGUGGAAGCAGCCGUUGCUGGAGUGAGGAGCAUAGCUAAUUCUUGCAUCAAAUCAAAAACUGUUAAGCGUCUCAUCUACACUGCAUCUGUGAUGGCAUCAUCUCCAUUAUAUGAAGAUGGAAGUGGCUUUAAAUCUUGUAUCGAUGAAUCCUGUUGGACUCCUUCUAAUCUCUCACUUACUUAUGCCGAUGAUUUUGUACUGGAAUAUACAAGAGCAAAAACAUUAGCAGAGAAAGAGGUUUUGAGUUAUAAUGAAAUUGGGGAUGCUAAACUUGAAGUGGUGACUCUUGUUUGUGGUCUAGUGGGAGGAGAGACUAUUCUUUCCCAUCUGCCGUUGAGUGUGCAAGUGGUUCUUUCACCAAUUUCAGGCAACUUAUUUGGGUACUAUCAAGGGUUGAAGUUUAUGGAAGAAGUUUUGGGUUCAGUACCCCUUGUUCACAUUGAUGAUGUUUGUGAAGCACAUAUAUUUUGCAUGGGAAAAGCAUCAAUGAAAGGAAGAUUCCUCUGUUCAGCUGCUGAUCCCAUUGUCCGGGAAAUUAAAGCUUACCUUGAACAAAAUCAUCCAGAAUUCGAGAUAGAUGAAAAAUUCAGAGAAGAACCAGAGGUCAGAAGAAUCAAAUGCGAUUCAUCAAAGCUGAAGAAGAUGGGCUUUGAGUACAAAUAUGACAUGGGGAAGAUCAUUGAUGAGAGCAUUGAAUGUGGAAAGAGGGUUCAUGACACUUUAGGAGGCCCAACAGGGCCUGAAAAGUCCAUUAUGGUUGCAAGAAUCUAUCGGUUCACCUCUGUCUCUGACUCCUAA